CUGACAGCAAACGCCAUUUUGCUAUUAUUACAGGAGGUUGCAUUAUCUUUCGUCAACAAUGUAAUGCUCGAUGUGAAAUGUUUGUCGGAUUAUAUCAAUGUUUGUGAUGUUUGAGGCCGAAUUUAGCGCAAUAUAAAGAAAAUAGGAUUAUGGAGGAUCCUAAUGAGGCGCACAAUGUCGUUCCAGAACUCUACUUUCUGAUCGCGAAAUUUCUCUCCGGGGGCCCGCUGAAAGAGACUGCAAAGACUUUGCUCAAAGAGUUGGAGCGCGUAGAGGUGCUGCCCCGCCGACUUGAUUGGGAAGGCCGCGAACACUCUCAAUCCUUCGAUGAAUUGGAGGCGCAGUACCCGGAGGUGUCGCGGCGGCGCCUGGCGCGCGUGUGCGAGCGCGCGCUGCAGCUGGCGCGCCGCGCGCCCGCGCAGCUGCCGGCGCGCCUGUCGCUGCUGGGCGAGGCGCUGGUGCGGCCGGCGCGGCGCGCGCGCGACGACCACUCGCUGGUGCGGCGGCUGGCGGCGCGCGAGCGGGGCGCGCGCGGCGGCGACUUCCCGGCGCGCCUGCUGCGCGGCGUGGCGCUGCAGCGGCGCACGCUGGGCCACCUGUCGGCCGUGUACUGCGUGGCCGUGGAGCGCAGCGGCCGCUUCGUGCUCACGGGCGCCGACGACCAGCUCGUCAAGGUGUGGCGCACGGACGGCCGCCUGGCCGCCACGCUGCGCGGCGCGGGCGCCGAGAUCACGGACGUGGCGGCCUCGGCCGACGGCGCGCUGCUGGCCGCCGGCUCGGUGGAGCGCCUCGUGCGCGUGUGGUGCCUGGCCAGCGGCGCGCCGCGCGCCGUGCUGGCGGCGCACCAGGGCACCAUCACGUCGGUGGCGUGGGCGCCGGGCGUGGCGCCGCGCCGCCUGGCCUCCACCAGCACGGACGGCUCGGUGGCCUUCUGGACGUGCUCGGCCGACGGCACCUUCCAGCCGCGCCCCGUGCAGUACGUGGAGCGCCUGCGGCCCGGCGCCUGCCACAUGAUCUGCGCCGCCUGGUCGGCCGGCGGCGCCUUCCUGGCCGCCGGCAGCGCCGACCAGCGCGUGCGCGUGUACGCGCUGCACGGCGCCGCGCCGCGCCGCGUGCUGGAGACGCCGGCGCACACGGACGCCGUGGACUCGCUGGCCUGGGCGCACCGCGGCCUGCGCUUCGUGUCCGGCAGCAAGGACGGCACGGCGGCGCUGUGGACGCUGUACGCCAUGCAGUGGCGGCACAUCGUGCUGCGCGUCACCGGCGCCGACGACCACAAGAAGCUCAAGGUGACCAUGGUGUGCUGGGACCGCAGCGACGCGUACGUGGUGACAGCCGCGUCGGACUGCUCGCUGCGCGUGUGGUGCGCGCGCUCGGGCGCCCCGCUGCGCGCGCUGGCCGCGCACCGCGACGAGGCCUACGUGCUCGAGCCGCACCCGCGCCUGCCCGGCGUGCUGCUGUCGGCCGGCCACGACGGCCAGCUGCUGCUGUGGGACGUGCGCGACGAGCGGCCGCUGGCGCGCUUCCGCAACGCGCUGCCGGGCCAGGGCGCCGGCGCGCUGUUCGACGCCAAGUGGCUGCCCGACGGCGCGGGCGUGGCGGCCGCCGACGCGCACGGCCACCUGCUGCUGCUGGGCCUGGGCGCCGGCGCGCCGCUGCUGCGUCGCCUGCCGCCCGAGCUGUUCUUCCACACGGACUACCGGCCGCUGGCGCGCGACGCGCUGGGCGGCGCGCUCGACGAGCAGACCGAGCUGCCGCCGCACCUCAUGCCGCCGCCCUUCCUGGUGGACGUGGAGGGCGCGCCGCACGCGCCCGCCUUCCAGCGCCUCGUGCCCGGCCGCGAGGCGCUGCCGCUCACGCAGCUGCGGCCGCGCGCGCGCGCCGGCGCGCCGCCGGACCCCGCGCCCGGCGGCCGCGGCGACGGCGUGCGCCACACGCCCGGCGCCUGGCUGGCCGACGCGCCGCCCAGCGCGCGCCCCAUCGUGCCGCCCGCGCCGCGCGCCGUGCAGGCCGAGCUGGCGGCGCAGGCCGCCGAGCUGUUCGCCUGGGAGCUGGCGUGCUACCGGCGCGAGAUGCGGCGCCGCCCGCUCAUGAUCAGCACGGCGCCCGGCGAGCCCGCGCGGCGCCGCGCCGGCCGCCGCCCGCGCGCCGCGCCGCCGCGCCGCGCCCCGGAGGAGGAAGAGCGACGUUUGGAGGACGAACCGGCGGACAUACCGGAGGAAAGCCGCAGCGACUCAUCGGACGAAUCGGUGCGGCUGUCGGCCGAGCGCUCGUCGCACUCGUCGCACUCGUCGCGUUCUAGCCGCUCCAGCCGCUCCAGCGACGACACGGAGUCCGACAGCUCGCACACGGACGCCAAGAGCGACAGCUCGGCGUCGUCGCAGUACUCUGACUGGGAGGCGGGCGCCGCGCUGGCGCCGCCGGCUCGCUCGCGCCGCCGGCCCGUGCCCACCGCCCGAUACAGCCCGAGCACGAGCACCACUAAGCGCCCCGCACCCGCUGUCACCACCGCCACCGCCGGCACCGAUGCCGGACCCAGCACAUCUGGCGACGCGGCCUUCGCGUCCGGCAGCGCAACAGUCGCGUCUGAUAGCGCGAUAGUCGCGUCCGGUAGUAUGAAUGGCGUGCCGGAGGAGUUGCCCGAGGCGUACCGUGUGGGCGAGUGGCUGACUGCAGUUUCGCCCAGGAAGGCUCCGUACCAUCCGCAGAUGGGGGACCAUUGUCUGUACUUCCGACUGGGCCACCAGCGCUACUUCGAGGCGGUGGCGGAGAAGGACGUGUACAAGAUCAACGCGCGGGACAAGCCUUGGGAGCUUCUGCAGCUCUACGAGUGCGAGGCGGUGCAGGUGGUCGGCAUCAAGUACGUGAUCAAGCCGCCGCGCGUGGCGUGCCUGCGAAUGGCGCGCGCGCGCGACGGCCGCGCCUUCACCGUGCGCUACCACGACAUGCCCGACGUCAUCGACUUCCUCGUGCUGCGCCACCACUACGACGCGGCCGUGGCGCGGCGCUGGGGCGGUGGCGACCGGUUCCGCUGCAUGAUCGACGACUCGUGGUGGGCGGGGCAGGUGCUGGAGCGCAUCCCGGCGCCGCAGGGCAGCGACGCGGCGCCGCCCGCCGAGCCCGAGCAGAGCUGGGCCCGCGAAGCCGCCUCCCACUUCCUAUCGCUGCGCGUGCGCUGGGACAACGGCGAGGUGGAGCGCCUGUCGCCCUGGGACCUGGAGCCGCUGGACGCGGAGCGGCUGCCGGCGGAGCCGGGCGGCGCCGUGCCGGUGCUGGCGCGCGAGCUGGAGGCCGUGCUGGCGCGCGCGCACGAGUGGCCGCCGCUGGCCAGCCGCGCCAUCGCGGCGCACGUGUCGCAGGUCAUGUCGCUGUCGGCGGCCGAGCCCUUCGUGGCGCCCGUGGACCUGCAGCUGUACCCCGCCUACGCGCGCGUCGUGCCCUACCCCGUGGACCUGGCCACCAUCCGCGCGCGCUUCGACAACCUGUUCUACCGGCGCGCGGCGGCGGCGCAGUUCGACGCGCGCUACCUGGCGUCCAACGCGGAGCAGUUCAACGAGCCGCACUCGCCCAUCGUGCGCCAGGCGCGCCUCGUCACCGACUUGCUGCUGUACGUCAUCGGCGAGUGGCGCGACGCGGACGUGCUGGCCAAGUACCACGAGCUGGCGGCCGCCUACCACUCCUCGGACGGCGAGGCGCCGCGCCGCGCCGCCUGGCUGCCCGCCGUGGCCGCGCUGCUGCGCCGCCUGGCCGCCGCGCCCGACGCCGAGCCCUUCCGCCAGCCCGUGUCCGCCGCGCAGGCGCCCGACUACGCGGCCGUGGUGGCGCGCCCCAUGGACCUGGGCACGGUGCGGCGCCGCCUCGCCGCGGGCCGCUACGCGCGCGCGGCCGACGUGGCGGCCGACGUGCGGCGCGUGUUCAGCAACAGCCGCCUCUACAACACCAACAAGCGCAGCCUGAUCUACUCCAUGACGGUGCGGCUGGCGUCGCUGUUCGAGGCGCUGUGGGCCGAGCUGCCGGCGCCGGGCGGCCGCCGGGCCCGGCGAGCGCGCCGCACCGCGGGGCGGGGGGCGGAGCGCGGGGCGGGGCGCGGGGCGGGGCGCGAGUCGUCGCGCAGCUCGGAGGGCGAGCCGCUGGCCGCCACGUCGCGGCGCGUGCACGCCGCGCGCGCGGACUCGUGGGACAGCGACGCGCCGCUCACCGAGCACCGGAAGGGCAAGGGCGUGGGCAAGAAGAGCAAGAGCGCCGCUUCCGCCAGCUCCAGCGGCGUGCCGGGGUUCGCGCGCUCGCCGUCCGAGGGGGAGGCGCGCGGCGAGGCCGGCGACGGCGCCUACUCGCGGCUUGAGGUGCUGGAGGAGCGCCUGGCGGAGAACGGGACCGCGCGCACGCGGCGCGGCGCGUCGCACCGGCGGCGCGGGGCGGAGAGGCGCGGGGCGGAGAGGCGCGGGGCGGAGAGGCGCGGGGCGGAGCGGCGCGCGCGCAAGCGGCGGCGCCGGCGCAGCUCUCCCAGUAGCGGAGGCACGCGGCCGCGCAAGAGGGUGCGCGCGCGCGCGUCGGCGGGCAGCGCGUCGUCGUCGAGCGCGGGGUCGGGCGCGGGCUGGGAGGCGGGCGCGGGGCGGCGCUACGAGUCGGACGGCUCGUACCGGCCCGGCGGGGACUCGUCCGACGACGACCAGCCGCUGCUGGCGUACCGCACGCCGCGCGCGGGCGAGCCGGGGCCCUCCCGCGCGCCGCGGACCCCGCAGCGCCGCGGGGGCGGCGGCGUGUCGCUGCGGCGGCGCGGCAGCCCGCGGCGCUACAACGAGGACAGCGAGGACGACUCGGCGGCCGCCAUCAGCAAGCGCGGCCCGCACCACCUGCAGCUGCAGCGCCAGCAGCGCCAGCGCGCGCUCAUGCGCCGGCGCCACCACGCGCAGGGCGCGGCGCACGAGGCGGCGCGCGGCCCGGCGCCGGCGGACGCGCCGCACGCGCCGGACGCGCCGCACGCGCCGGACGCGCCGGACGCGCCGCACGCGCCGGACGCGCCGGACGCGCCGCACGCGCCGGACGCGCCGGACGCGCCGGACGCGGCGGCCAGUGCGGCGGACGCCGACCACAACUACUUCAACGGGCACGCGCACAACGGUACAGGUUCAAUAAUAGCAACUCUAAAUAGGAGAGCUUUCGGACAGCAUCACUGCCAUUCUGAUUACCGUGUUCCGGCGGGCGGGGCGCGGCUCACACCUGAGCCUGAGGUUGAUGGCUGGCAAUUUGUGGGACGCGGCGCGGGCGCGUCGUCGGGCUCCGGGGGCUCCGGGCCCGUGUCCAUUUCGUCGCGAGGCCGCUGCGGCGCGGGCUCCGGGGGCUUCGGGGGCUCCGGGGACUUCGGGGGCUCCGGGCCCGUGUCCAUCUCGUCGCGCGGCCGCGUGCGCACACUGACGGCCAAGGCGCGCGGACUGCUCCGCCCCUCCCGUACCCGUUAAGUUAAGAUUACCGCCGCCAUGUUAAACGUUAACUGUAAACGAUUGAUUGAUGUGACGUUUGUGACCGAAGUUCGCCUUCCUGGGUCUGUCCGUGUGACGUUUGCCGGUGAUGUGUCACCUGCGACGGAGGCUGUACUCUGCAACCACUUGUGUAUAUUUUGUAUAUAACAUUUGUACUAUGUAUAUUGAUAACAUCUUAUUGGGUGCUGUUCCAGUAUUCCUUGAACGGGCCUCGUGGAGGGAGGGGGGGAUACAAUUUGUUUUUGCAAGCCUGCGUGAGAUAGAGGAAUAUUUUUGUAAGAUAUAAUAAAUAAAAUACACUUCAAGUUAAAGCAAAUAUGCUAAAUUAGUAUUUCUAAAGUGUUCUAAAAAUCCAGUAAAAAAAU
Pararge aegeria (speckled wood butterfly) is the source of this 5845-nucleotide messenger RNA. It is a transcript of the gene BRWD3, whose product is annotated as bromodomain and WD repeat-containing protein 1. Gene Ontology annotation, molecular function: protein binding. NCBI's taxonomy places the organism in Eukaryota, Metazoa, Arthropoda, Insecta, Lepidoptera, Nymphalidae. Gene Ontology annotation, cellular component: nucleus. Bases 150 to 5459 code for a protein of 1769 amino acids. Gene Ontology annotation, biological process: cytoskeleton organization; regulation of transcription by RNA polymerase II; regulation of cell shape. The transcript is spliced from 30 exons. The record is from RefSeq and is a predicted model, not a curated record.